This is a messenger RNA of Aspergillus chevalieri, 1596 nucleotides long. It is a transcript of the gene CCT2, whose product is annotated as chaperonin-containing T-complex subunit CCT2. The coding region runs from base 1 to 1596 and encodes 531 amino acids. Gene Ontology annotation, molecular function: ATP binding; ATP-dependent protein folding chaperone; ATP hydrolysis activity. Gene Ontology annotation, biological process: protein folding. Lineage: Eukaryota; Fungi; Ascomycota; Eurotiomycetes; Eurotiales; Aspergillaceae. The transcript is spliced from 3 exons. The record is from RefSeq and is a predicted model, not a curated record. Gene Ontology annotation, cellular component: chaperonin-containing T-complex; cytosol.
AUGGCGUCCUUCGCCAAUCCUACGCAAAUCUUCGCGGACGACGUGAUCGAGGAGAAGGGAGAGAAUGCACGUCUCUCCGCCUUUGUCGGUGCCAUUGCAGUUGGUGACUUGGUGAAGACGACGCUGGGACCCAAGGGAAUGGACAAGAUCUUACAAUCAGCAUCGACCGGCGAUAUCCUCGUGACAAAUGACGGUGCUACGAUCCUCAAGGCGAUUGCCCUCGAUAACGCCGCGGCCAAGGUGCUGGUCAACAUCUCCAAGGUUCAGGAUGACGAAGUCGGUGACGGAACAACAUCGGUGACCGUAUUGGCCGCAGAACUCCUCCGGGAGGCUGAAAAGCUCGUGGAUCGCAAGAUUCACCCCCAGACCAUCAUCGAGGGUUACCGGAUAGCCAGCCAGGCUGCCCUCGCCGCUCUCGAAAAGGCCGCCGUCGACCGCAGCAAGGACACGGAGGCGUUCCGGAAAGACCUCCACUCCAUCGCCCGUACUACCCUCAGCUCCAAGGUCCUGUCCCAGGACCGCGACCACUUCGCCUCUCUUGCCUGUGACGCCGUGCUACGUCUCAAGGGCUCGACCGAUCUCAGUCAUAUCCAGAUUAUCAAGAAGGCUGGUGGAAAGCUCAGCGACUCCUACCUUGACGAAGGAUUCAUUCUCGACAAGAAGAUCGGUGUCAACCAGCCCAAGCGUCUGGAGAAGGCCAAGAUUCUGGUGGCCAACACUGCUAUGGACACGGACAAGGUGAAGAUCUUUGGCGCUCGGGUGAAGGUCGAGUCGACGGGCAAGCUUGCAGAGCUGGAGAAGGCCGAGCGUGAGAAGAUGCGCGCCAAGGUUGAGCGGAUCAAGGCUCACGGUAUCAACUGCUUUGUUAACCGCCAGCUGAUCUACAACUGGCCCGAGCAGCUGUUCACCGAGGCUGGUAUCAUGUCGAUUGAGCACGCCGACUUUGACGGCAUUGAGCGUCUGGCUCUCGUCACUGGUGGCGAGAUCGCCUCGACCUUCGAGCACCCCGAGCAGGUCAAGCUGGGUGAGUGUGACCUGAUCGAGGAAGUCAUUGUGGGUGAAGACACCCUCAUCAAGUUCUCGGGCGUUGCUGCCGGUCAGGCAUGCACAAUCGUGCUGCGUGGUGCUACAGAGCAACUGCUUGACGAGGCUGAGCGGUCGCUGCACGACGCUCUGGCUGUUCUCUCGCAGACUGUCAAGGACCCUCGGGUGACACUGGGUGGUGGCUGUGCCGAGAUGGUCAUGUCCAAGGCUGUUGAGCACGCGGCCCAGAACACAACUGGCAAGAAACAGCUUGCAGUCGACUCGUUCGCACACGCUCUGAAGCAGCUCCCGACCAUCCUGGCAGACAACGCCGGUCUGGACUCGAGCGAUCUGGUGACCCGGCUACGGCAGGCGAUCAACAACGGCAUGUCCAGCUCUGGGUUGGACCUGUUGACGCCCGGUGGCGGUAUUGCGGACAUGCGCGAGUUGGGUGUUGUGGAGAGUUACAAGUUGAAGAAGGCAGUUGUGUCUUCCGCUUCCGAGGCGGCUGAGCUUCUGCUGCGUGUGGACAACAUCAUCCGUGCUGCUCCUCGCCGUCGCGAGCGUAUGUAA